GUCGAUAUGAAGAAUUGCUAGAUCCAUUUGAAGAUUCUAAUUGGAGUCCUGGUAGUUUGGCCAAUGCAUUCUAUAGUGGUUUAUUUGCUUAUUCUGGUUGGAAUUAUUUAAAUUGUAUGAUUGAAGAAAUGAAAAAUCCUCGUAAACAUUUACCUAUAGCUAUUGUUAUAUCAUGUUUACUGGUGACUAUAGUUUAUACAGCUGCUAAUGUAGCUUAUGUUACUGUUGUUCCAGUGGCAGAGAUUUUAACUACAAGAGCUGUAGCUGUGGUAAGUUUAUUUGAUUGA
Molecule: messenger RNA, 287 nt
Organism: Schistosoma turkestanicum
Lineage: Eukaryota; Metazoa; Platyhelminthes; Trematoda; Strigeidida; Schistosomatidae
Source: the annotation of a GenBank genome assembly